Molecule: messenger RNA, 1616 nt
Organism: Contarinia nasturtii (swede midge)
Lineage: Eukaryota; Metazoa; Arthropoda; Insecta; Diptera; Cecidomyiidae
Gene: Surf4
Product: surfeit locus protein 4 homolog
Exons: 5
Coding region: 257-1069 (270 amino acids)
Biological process (GO): Golgi organization
Cellular component (GO): endoplasmic reticulum-Golgi intermediate compartment; endoplasmic reticulum; membrane
Source: RefSeq, a predicted model, not a curated record
UACUCAGUUGCUGAUACUGUCUCGAUUUACGUGUAUGUGUGUAUCGUGUUGGAACGUUUCGUUCAUCUAGAAGAAGUCGUCGUGUACAUGUUUAUCAUUUGAUUUGACUUUAAACAUAGAUGAACAUUUAUUGACGAAAUAUAGUAUUUUUUUAAACAAUUUAGCUAGAAUUAGGCAUUAUUUUUUUUUGUUUCAUUGCUCAAUCGAGAAUUUAUUGCGUUCGUUUAUUCUGUAAUUAAAUCAAAUCGGUGGCAAAAUGAAUAUUCCAAAUGAAUACAUUACAAAAACAGAAGACGUUGCCGAUCAGGUAAUCAGAAAAGGAAAACACGUUCUACCGACGAUAGCAAGAUUUUGUUUGAUAGCUACAUUCUUUGAGGAUGGUUUGCGUAUGUGGUUCCAAUGGAACGAACAAAGAGAAUAUAUGGAUAUGAGUUGGGGAUGUGGAUGGUUCUUAGCAACAGUGUUCGUAUUGGUGAAUUUGUUUGGACAGCUGGGCGGCUGUGCUUUGGUUAUUACACGAUUCAAAGUUGACAUAGCUUGUGGUAUGCUAUUCUUCAUCGUUGUUCUUCAGACAAUUGCAUACUCCAUCUUGUGGGACUUCCAUUUCCUGUUGCGAAAUUUCGCAUUGAUUGGCGCAUUAUUGCUGGUUUUAGCCGAAUCACGUGUUGAAGGUCGUAGCUUAUUUGCUGGAGUUCCAUCGCUUGGUGAAAACAAGCCGAAAAACUUUUUGCAAUUGGCUGGACGCGUUUUAUUGGCAUUCAUGUUCGUUACGUUGCUUCGCUUUGAAUUAUCGGUGCUCCAAGUUAUUCAAGAUAUUUUCGGCUCAAUCCUCAUGGUGAUGGUUACAAUUGGUUACAAAACAAAAUUGUCAGCCUUGGCAUUGGUACUUUUAUUAACAAUGUUGAAUUUGUAUUACAAUGCAUGGUGGUCAAUCCCAUCACAUAAGCCACUGCGUGACUUUUUGAAAUAUGACUUUUUCCAGACUCUGUCUGUGAUCGGUGGUCUUCUGAUGAUUGUUUCACUUGGUCCAGGCGGUGUGUCAAUGGAUGAACACAAGAAAAAAUGGUAAACACUCAAAUGACAAUCGAAUGUGCUCAGAAGCCUAUUCGAAUACCGUUGAUGGAAUGCGAGUUACAUUUUUCGAUAAGGUUCACCUAGAGAGAGUUUCACGCAACAAUUUAAAUAGGGGAAAGAAAAUCAAUUUAAUAGACUUAAAAGUUACAAUUUUAUACCAUACAAUUCUAUAUUUUAAAUAAUUAUUAUAUCCAUAAGAAUGUUUUCACGAUGACAUAAACCAUAUGUGGGAAGAAUUUAGACGAAAACAACAUUCAAUAUUCAUCAUUUGAUUUAAUAUGAGUUUGAUAUUAUUAUGAAAACAAGAAUUGAGAGAAGAAAACAAAAACUGUUCCAAUGUGUAAAAAUAAUGUGUGCGGGAAAUUUCAAGUGAGAAAUAAAAUUCAAAUUGCUUCCAAGGUUGUUUAGUUUAAAACAUCUCGUGUGGUAUCUUCUGCUGGACCACAAAAUAUGUGCAUUUGAACAGGGAUUGGAUUUGAUAAAAAAAUUGUAAAUCAUAUGUAAUAUAAAUUAUAAUUGUUUUUUUUUUUUUUAAUUUUUGA